AUGUGCCGCAUCAACAUCAUCCACUUCUCUCCCCACCACCACGACUUCCAUUCCGAAGCACCACCCAACAGCUUACGGUUAACCACCAUAUGCAACAACUGCAAUCUUUUCAACUCCAAAUCCUCCUCCAUCGCCUUUGCCAAACUCAAUCUCCUCCCCCGACGACCAACCGAAGACGAGUUCAUGACCCAACGCCAGCCACCACACCAGUUCGUCCUCUGCCCCACCCACGUCAACAGCUGCUGCUGCGUAGCUUACAAGCAGACGACGGCCUGCCUCCUGCAAAAGUUCCAUUCUGCGGGGUGGCAGUGGCAGGAUGUUGCUGCUGCUACUGCUGCUACUACUGCUGCUGCUGCUGCUGCUGCGGAUGUUGAUGGUGAUGUUAAUGGUGAUUUCCAGAGCUUCUCGCAGGCCAGGACCUCGGUUUUGGGUACAGCAGAUGAGAUUCACAAGCAGAAGGUGGUGAUGGAUAAGCACCUACUCGAAGCAUCUGAGCUUUUGGAGCAGUUGUUUCUAGAUCUUGCCGACGCUCGAGCGACGAUUCAUGCCCGCCAGCCGGCGCAAAGGCGCGCUUCAUUCUUCCGGGAGUUUGAGAUACCACUCCAACGGGCUGUUGAGUUGUGCCAGAAGAUUAGAGAGGCGGAUGAGAGGAUUUGUGAGGACUUCAAGGUCUUUUUGCAAAGGCGUAAGGGUAUGUCGAAUCUUCUUAUGGCUAUUGAUAAGAAGGAGACGAUUAACAGCGGUUUUUAUCCUAUUAGCAAGGCGAGGCAAGAUCUGACGGAGUUGUCGGCAUCGAAUAUAAGGGAGGUAUGUGAGGGAUCUCUUAGGAGAGGGAGGGAGCUGUCGGCAGAGUUGGUGCGGUUGCUAGAUGCUGUGAGCAACUUCGUGCAGCCAGUCCAGUAG
Neurospora tetraspora is the source of this 903-nucleotide messenger RNA. RefSeq lists its product as uncharacterized. The coding region runs from base 1 to 903 and encodes 300 amino acids. NCBI's taxonomy places the organism in Eukaryota, Fungi, Ascomycota, Sordariomycetes, Sordariales, Sordariaceae. The transcript has 2 exons. The record is from RefSeq and is a predicted model, not a curated record.